CGCGCUGGUGCCGGGCGAGCCGGCCUGAGCUGCGGCGGCGGCGGCGGCGGCGGCGGCGGCGGCGGCGGCGCGAGGCGGCAUGAGGGAGCCGCUCGUGCUGGGUCCUGCCACCGCCAUGGUUCCAGCGGUCGAGCUUUGCUGAAGCCGGGCAUCAUGUACAGUGUAGAAGACCUCCUGAUCUCUCAUGGAUACAAACCGUCGAGAGACCUCCCGGCACCGCGCGAGGAUAACCCCAAGGGGCGCCAGGCAGCGAGGACUGGGACACGAGCGGGCCACGGCCUGCAGAACGGGCAUGAGGAUGGCUCCGCGGCCCUCGCACAUCGUAGGACGCCCGCGGGGAAAGGACACGUGAGUGACUCCGAAAGCCGCCGCAGCACACCGAGAGGACACGGGGAGCCCCACAGCGUCUCUGCUCCCAGAACCUCCGACGCGGGGUUCUAUAAUCAUCCCGCCUCAGCAUGGUCCGCUCAUCCCCCGACUGGUAACGAUCAAGGCCAGAGGAGGAGAGGUCGGCAGGCAGCCAGGAGCCAGAAGCCGAGGGGUCGUGAGGACCUGGAGGCCAGAGGCCCGGCCCAAGCCCACAGCCUGCCUGUCCGUGUGAGGGAGGGUCCAUGGGAAGCCGGAGGAAGGUCAGAGCAUGUGAUGAAGAAGGCAGUGUGGGAAGAAGAGGUGAGAAUGUCGGCCCCUGCCAAGUGGCAGAACGUCAGCCUGGAAAGCUGGAGCCAGCCACGGAAACUAGGGAGGCAGAUGUCUGAUGGGGAUAGGGAGAGACUGUUUCAAGACCUGCACCCAUUCAUUCAAGGAGAACACGUGUUGAAUUCUCAGAACAAAGGGAAAUCCCGCUCACUGCCUAAAGUUCUUUCCCCUGAGAGCCUGGGUUGCACGGAAAUUCCCAUUCCAUUACAUGACAGGCAUUCACCUAAAUUGCCACCGUAUCCUCCCACUUGCGCACCAAAUCUGGACUCCGCGAGGAAUUCGGAGAAGGGUGGCUGCUCGGCCCCAUUUCCCCGGCCUAAGUUUGGGAGGCCUCUGAAGCCCCCAUCUUAUGGCUCACACCAGCAAUCGAGGGGAGGAGCAGACAGCAGUGACUCUCAGGACAGCCAGCAGACGGAUGCCUAUGUCCCCAGGCACGAGCUCUGCCUGUCGGACCCGGGCUUGGAACCUCCAGUGUACGUGCCUCCGCCCUCUUACAGGUCACCCCCACAGAACAUCCCAAACCCCUACUUAGAAGACACGGCGCCCGUAGAUGUGUGUGGCGGUCACAGCCAACAGCAGUCUCCGACUGAGAAGGCCGGGGCCAGCGGUCAGCCUCCUUCGGGCCCCCCUGGAACUGGGAAUGAGUAUGGUGCCAGCCCCUGCUCGCCUCAGGGGCUCCCUGCACACUCCCGACCUGUCACUGCCUACGACGGCUUCGUUCAGUACAUUCCCUUUGAUGAUCCACGGUUACGACAUUUUAAACUAGCUCAGCCCCAGGGUUUCUGUGAAGAUAUAAAACUUGACAAUAAAUCAUAUAACUCCAGUCCUGUCACUGCCCACGAGCCGGCUCAUGGAGGAAUGCAGGCUGAUGGUGCUACCUGGAAUCCACAGAGCCUGAUACCCCCGUCAGGGGAUGAGAGGGGCCCGGUCUUGGCCAAUCUCAGCCCCCGGUGGCUGUGGGGCCAGCUCCCUGAGGAUGGGGAAAACAGUGGCCUCCCCAACCAGAGAGACCGCUGUGUGGCAAGGGGACAGUGGCCUGACGUGAGAGGCGGCCAGCACGGGCACACCGAGAGGCAAGCUUCCUCCCCAUACACCCAGGGCGAGAGCACCUGUGAAACUCAAACCAAGCUCAAAAAGUUCGAAGCUGGGAGUCGCACCAAGAAAAGUUCAAAGAAAAAAAUGAACGAGACUAUAUUUUGUUUGGUUUCUAUCCCAGUGAAAUCAGAGUCACAUCUGCCAGAUAGAGAUAUGGACAACAAUGACUUAAAGCCCAGCGCUGAUCAAAAGAAUGGGUCUGAUAAGAGCCCAGCUCUGCAAGAACAGAGUCUGCUGAGCAUGUCUUCCACCGACCUGGAGCUGCAGGCCCUCACAGGAAGCAUGGGGGGUCGAACAGAGUUCCAAAAACAAGAGCUGGGGGAACCAGAAGAAGACAGACAAACAAAUGACCUCAGAUUCAUCCACCUUACAAAGCACAGAGAACUCAAGCAUUCUGGCUCUUGGCCAGGGCACCGGUACAGGGAUCAGCAAACACAAACCAGCUUCUCCGAGGAACCCCAAAGCUCGCAGCUGCUCCCUGGUGCAAAGCCGGGAGGGUCGAGUCAUGCAUCCCCGAGUCCCAAAGGUUCAGACCCUGCUGCCUCCGAAGCUCAGACGCACACGGCAUUCCCUUACGGUGACCACAAACAGAGGCCAAGUGCCCGUCACCUGAAAGGUCACAGGUCCCUCAGCCCGUCCAGCAACAGUGCUUUCUCAAGGACUUCCUUGUCCGUAGAUCAGGCACUGGUGCCAAAAGCAGGCCGAAGUCAGCCCUGCGUGGAUGUCCACAGGCUCGGAGGCCACCCUGAGCCUAAGCGGGAGGUGGUGAAGGGGGAGCCCACAGGCCCGUGCAACAGUAAACAACUCUUCGGGCAGUUUCUCCUGAAACCGGUCAGCCGUCGUCCCUGGGAUUUGAUCAGUCAGUUAGAAAGUUUUAACAAGGAGCUCCAGGAAGACGAAGAAAGCAGCAGCAGCAGCAGCAGCAGCAGCAGCAGCAGCAGCAGCAGCGAGGAAAGCGAGGCGGAGCCGCAGCAGGGGAACGUGGGCUUCCGCGGAAACAGCCCGGAAAUGAGGGGGGAGCCACAGCCGAGGAUGUGGGUGCCAGAGAGCCCCGUGUGCAGGUCGGGAAGAGGUGAGAGUAAGUCUGAGAGCUGGAGUGACGAGUGGGGGCCUGGCCACCCGCGUGCCUGGCCUCCAUCCCCGGGCCGCUGUCGCGCGGAAGACGGUGGCGGUGCACCUUUCUGGUCAGCAGAUGGAAGCGUGAGUGUACAGAAGAGACACCCGGAGGUUAGCAACGGCAUGGACGGGCUAGCAGGCAGUCCAGUUCCUGUGACGAGCAUGUCUUCAAGAUCAAGGGACGCAAAACCAGUGCCCCUGUCCUAUCCAGAGGAACCUAGGGAGCCCCAGGGAGGUCAGAAAUUCACCAGUGCUUUCAGCUCUGUGAAACCGAGCGAAGCGGUCCCUCGGCAGGUUGACAGCGGUGGAGAGAGGGGCGCAGGGCUCCCGCUGUCCCUGUCUAACAAGAACCGAGGGCUCUCAGCUCCAGACUUACGGUCCGUGGGGCUCACCCCUGGGCAAGAGCAGGGUGCCAGCGAGCUAGAGGGGUCUUUGGGUGAAGCGAGUGUGGUAGAAAUCCCCCCAGGUGAGUCCUUGCAAGCCAGAGCUGCAAGGAUCCUGGGCAUUGAGGUGGCAGUGGAGUCCCUCCUGCCGGGCACCCAGAGAGCAGGACAGAACCAUCCUGCUGAGCCUGACGCAAGUGCCUGCACCCCAGAGUCCCCCCAGGAAGAGUCACCAUCUAGCCCAGCACCGGCAGCUGUCCCCAGGGUGUCCACCGAUUCCUUUUAUGGCAGGCGGAAGUGCGGCUGGACCAAGAGCCCUCUCUUUGUAGGAGACAGGGACAGUGCCAAGCGGGCUCCUCAGGCGUUUGAGGACUCAGAUGUGGACGGGGUGGUCACCAGCACAGCCCCGGUCCCUGAGCCUGAGCCCAGCCCUUCGGAGUCCAAGUUCUUCGAACAAAAGGAUGUGGAGGCAAAACCACCCUUCAGGUCCACUUUGUUCCAUUUGGUAGAAGGACCCCCAAGUGUGGCAGGCUCAGAAAAGAGACUCAGAAGCCCUUCCAAAGUGAUCGAAAGUUUACAAGAGAAGUUAGCCUCCCCGCCUAGGAGAGCGGACGCUGACCGCCUGAUGAGAAUGAAAGAGGUGAGUUCCGUGUCGCGGAUGAGAUUCCUGAGCUCCAGGAAUGCCGACUGCCUGGAGGAGGCUGAGGAACUGAAGGCCACCACGAAGGGCCAGGCCGGGCUCCCGGGAGGCCUCGUGUCUCCUGGCGGCGGGGACCGCGCCUGGAGAGGGGGCCACUCACUCACUGUCUCCAAGGACUGCAUCUCCAAGGAAGAGAAGGAGCAUCCAGCAGCGCAAAAGGAGAAGAGCCUGGAUCAAGACUUCUGGUGCCCAGAUUCCUAUGACCCUAGCAGAGUGGAGAGGGUGUGAGGAAAUGCUGGUGGAGCUUGCCUUCCAUUGCUAAUUGAGUAUUCUCAAGUAGCUGGUAGAUUUCGUCUAUCAGCCCCACUUCCCCAUGUAGAAGCUGGAAGCUGCCAGGUUUUAGCAUCCUGGUAACAUUCUUUACUACUGCCACUAGGAACCUUGCCACCCUCUCAGAAUUGCUUUGUGGCGAUAGAGCAAUCGUCCGUUGAAACCAUCUGUUUUUAUAGCACGAAGAUUUAAUGCCUGUGAUUAGGAAGGAGUUUUCACAGAAACUCUCCCUCAUGGGAGAUUUGACCAAGCUGGUAAAUAGUUUGGUGUUGCUCUUGUUCUGGGUGAAGAUUUGAAUGUGGAAGGUCUAGCAAAUGCUUUGGAAAGGCCCGUGAAUGGUGUGCGCCCCCUCUGUGUCUCCAUGGCCUGCGAUCCGUGCUCCUGUGAAGGAGUUGGGGACACAGGCCAUUGCCUGGCGUUUCAGCAUUUUCAGUUCAGGGGAAAUGUGAAUCAAUAGGUAUGAUCCAUUUCUAAUCAAUUUGGCCUUCUGCUGCUGGAAGUAACUUUACUUAUAAGUAACUUGCCAUCAGAGAAUAAAAGCAAUAUCUUUUAA
This is a messenger RNA of Saimiri boliviensis boliviensis (Bolivian squirrel monkey), 4813 nucleotides long. The record is from RefSeq and is a predicted model, not a curated record. Lineage: Eukaryota; Metazoa; Chordata; Mammalia; Primates; Cebidae.